Manduca sexta (tobacco hornworm) is the source of this 2892-nucleotide messenger RNA. RefSeq lists its product as uncharacterized. Lineage: Eukaryota; Metazoa; Arthropoda; Insecta; Lepidoptera; Sphingidae. The record is from RefSeq and is a predicted model, not a curated record. The transcript has 16 exons. Gene Ontology annotation, molecular function: serine-type endopeptidase inhibitor activity. Bases 238 to 2862 code for a protein of 874 amino acids.
CCGGUUGUAAUGUCCGUCUCGAUGUUGAGCAACGACAUCAACGCUUAGUCAGUUUUGAACCACGGCGAGGCACACGCGUUUCGCUCCUCGAUAAUGUACAUAAAUAAAUAGUUCUAACCGUAGGACAGUGAUAACCAACUAGUAUUUAUUGACAAAGCCUAGCAAACGGAUUUCUGUUUCACCUUGAACUUAAGUUUUUUAUUUUGUGGUUUUUCCUUGUCCGUACAAGUGGCCAAGAUGACUUCAACGAUUUAUUUCGCGUUUUUUGUUGCACCACUCCUGCUAUGCUCUCUAGCGGACGACGUCGACCCAAACACCCUUAGGGCUGUGUUCGGGUAUUCGGCGCUUGACCAGGCCGCUCUAGUAGGAGCUGAGUCCAAUAAACAAGCAGCUACAGUCACUCCAGACAAUGGGACCCUCGUGGACCCUGACUACUGGGACACGGAGGAGUUCCAGCCAUCGACUGCUGAUUAUGACAUAUUCGAUUGGGUGUUGACCAAGCGUGUGGCAUCCACUUCAAACGCAAAUUUCCUUCUGUCACCCUUGGGCUUAAAACUGGCUCUGGCAAUUCUGACAGAGGCGGCGACCGGCUCAACGAGGUCUGAGCUCGCAUCAGCACUCGGCUUUGGACUCGACAGAACCGAAGUUAGAAGGAAAUUUUCCACAAUCAUAGAGUCAUUGAAGAGGGAGUCGCCAGAUUAUAUCCUGAACUUAGGCAGUAGGAUCUACAUGGGUGAGGGGGUCCAGCCGAGGCAACGGUUUGCAGCCAUCGCACAAGAGUUUUACAAGACUGAGUUGAAGACCACAAACUUCUUCAAGCCAGAGGUGGCUGCAAGAGAAAUUAACAACUGGGUAUCUAACGCCACUCAAGGAAAAAUCCCUAACUUGGUUGAGGCGGAUGAUGUUGCCGAUGUGAUUCUUCUGAUCCUCAACACGCUAUACUUCAAGGGUACUUGGCGUCAUCAGUUCGCACCAAAUGCGACGAAACCCGGACCUUUCUAUGUCUCCCCGCAGUUACAGAAGACUGUUCCAUUCAUGAAUGUGAAGGAUAACUUCUAUUAUGUAGAUUCCUCGCGAUUCGAUGCUAAAAUCCUCAGGUUGCCUUACAGGGGUAACAAAUAUGCCAUGUACAUCGUGGUGCCUAACUCGCUGACUGGACUGCCUCGCGUCCUUAACAACCUGAGCGAGCUCCGCACUGAGAUGAUCUACCUCCAAGAAAGGCUCGUCGACGUGAUCUUGCCUAAGUUCCAGUUCGAAUACAUGUCCAGAUUGGAAGGCGUUUUGAGAGAGAUGGGUGUGAGAGAGGCAUUCGAAGAUACUGCCUCGUUCCCCGGUAUUGCUCGUGGUCAGCUGUUGUACCAGAGACUGAGGGUAUCAAAGGUGUUCCAGAGAACUGGAAUUGAGGUCAACGAACUCGGCAGCGUCGCUUUCUCUGCGACUCAAAUCGGCAUCCAAAACAAAUUUGGCGAAGACUCCGAUAUCAACUACGAAGUGGUUGCCAACAAGCCGUUCAUGUUCUUCAUACAAGAGGAGUCGACGAGGCAGACUCUGUUCACCGGCCGCGUGUCUGACCCAGCGCUCGUCGACGGCGCCUUUAAAGCUUGCAGAACUAUAACAAACAUCCAUGACAUCAUGCGUGUUUACGUUUAUUUUGCACUUAUACUAACUCUCCAAGGCUUAAAUUGCAUCGAGAAACAUGUGGCACACUCCAGACUGAACUUUUUCGACAUAGACCUCCUUCGAUACUCCGCUGAGGAUAAAAGCGGGAAUGUCAUGGUCUCGCCAGCCAGUAUUAAGGCCACUUUAGCAAUGCUGUUAGAGGGAGCAGAAGGUGAAACAGCGGAAGAAAUAAGAAGAGCGUUAAGAUUGUCUCCUGUUAAGACUGAAUGGAGAGAGGAGUUGAAUUAUUAUUUGUUUUCUCUAGAGACAAACUCUUCAGGCGUCCUGCUGCAUAAUGCAAACGCGGUGUUUGUGUCAGAUAAGUUGAAGUUAAAAAAGGACUACGAUACAUAUUUGCACAAAGUUUACUUCUCAGAUGUAACUAAAGUUGAUUUUAAAGACGCAAACAAAGCAUCACAGCUUAUUAAUGUUUGGGUAAAACAGAAAACUAAUGGGCUGAUUCCGUCAAUAGUGGCACCUGUUGAUGUGAAUCCAUUAUCAGAGAUGUUGGUCACCAACGCUAUGUACUUCAAAGGCUUCUGGCGACAUGCUUUCAACCGACGCUUGACUCGCGGCGCUUGCUUCUACAACCGGGGCAAAUGUCAGAAUGUCCAGAUGAUGGAUUUACAAGCCAAACUGAACUAUGCUUAUAUUGACAACCUAAGGGCUCAUGCCGUUGAACUGCCCUAUCAGGAUGCACGUUACUCCAUGAUUCUGCUGGUGCCCAGGGACCGCGACGGUAUUUACACUCUGACCAGAGAUCUCCCGUACAUGAGCUUACCCCAGAUUUCGUACCUGAUGGAAAUUGAAGAUAUCAAGUUAUCACUACCGAAGUUUACAGUGGAUUACAGUGAAGACGUCGUUGCGGCUUUGAAGAAGAUGCGGAUCAACGCCCUGUUUUCAACUGAAGCAAAUCUCUCAUCUAUUUUCGAAGGUUCGAAACCCUACGUCAAUGGGAUAUACCAUAAAGUGUACAUGUCUGUAGAUGAGGAAGGCACCGUGGCUGCUGCAGCGUCUUCGGCGAUGGUGGUUCCUCUAAUUAAUGAUGGAGUGGAUCUAAGAGCUGACAGGCCCUUCGUUUUCUUCAUAAGAGACAAUUUGUCAGGUGUUGUGUUGUUUGAAGGCAAGAUUGAAGAGCCUAAUGAAUUUGUUGAAGUUAGUGCAAAUGGUAAACCCGCAAGGAAUACUUUAAGCUGGUACUGAUUUUGUAUAUACUUUAAAUAAAAUGGUUUU